Molecule: messenger RNA, 5355 nt
Organism: Cercocebus atys (sooty mangabey)
Lineage: Eukaryota; Metazoa; Chordata; Mammalia; Primates; Cercopithecidae
Gene: POLK
Product: polymerase (DNA directed) kappa
Exons: 13
Coding region: 14-2605 (863 amino acids)
Biological process (GO): error-prone translesion synthesis
Cellular component (GO): nucleus
Molecular function (GO): damaged DNA binding; DNA-directed DNA polymerase activity
Source: RefSeq, a predicted model, not a curated record
AUAAGUUUAUACCAUGGAUAGCAUAAAGGAGAAGUGUGACAGUUACAAAGAUGAUCUUCUGCUUAGGAUGGGACUUAAUGAUAAUAAAGCAGGAAUGGAAGGAUUAGAUAAAGAGAAAAUUAACAAAAUUAUAAUGGAAGCCACAAAGGGCUCCAGAUUUUAUGGAAAUGAACUCAAGAAAGAAAAGCAGGUCAACCAACGAAUUGAAAAUAUGAUGCAACAAAAAGCUCAAAUCACCAGCCAACAGCUAAGAAAAGCACAAUUACAGGUUGACAGAUUUGCAAUGGAAUUAGAACAGAGCCGAAAUUUGAGCAAUACCAUAGUGCACAUUGACAUGGAUGCUUUCUAUGCAGCUGUAGAAAUGAGGGACAAUCCAGAAUUGAAGGAUAAACCUAUCGCUGUAGGAUCAAUGAGUAUGCUGUCUACUUCAAAUUACCAUGCAAGGAGGUUUGGUGUUCGUGCAGCCAUGCCAGGAUUUAUUGCUAAGAGACUCUGCCCACAACUUAUAAUAGUGCCCCCAAACUUUGACAAAUACCGAGCUGUGAGUAAAGAGGUUAAGGAAAUACUUGCUGAUUAUGAUCCCAAUUUUAUGGCCAUGAGUCUUGAUGAAGCCUACUUGAAUAUAACAAAACACUUAGAAGAAAGACAAAAUUGGCCUGAGGAUAAAAGAAAGUAUUUCAUCAAAAUGGGAAACUCUGUAGAAAAUGAUAGUCCAGGAAAGGAAGUUAAUAAACUGAGUGACCAUGAACGAUCCAUCUCUCCACUACUUUUUGAAGAGAGUCCUUCUGAUUUGCUGCCCCCAGGAGAUCCUUUCCAAGUGAACUUUGAAGAACAAAACAGUCCUCAAAUACUCCAAAACUCAAUUGUUUUUGGAACAUCAGCCGAGGAAGUGGUAAAGGAAAUUCGUUUCAGAAUCGAGCAAAAAACAACAUUGACAGCCAGUGCAGGCAUUGCCCCAAAUACAAUGUUAGCAAAAGUAUGCAGUGAUAAGAAUAAACCAAAUGGACAAUACCAAAUUCUUCCCAAUAGACAAGCUGUGAUGGACUUCAUCAAGGAUUUACCCAUUAGAAAGGUAAGAUUUUUACAUACAGUUUAUUUUUGUAUAUGUCCUCUGAAUUCUGAAGAGAUACUAUGUAGGUCAAUAGUUAAUCAUUCUUUGCUAAAAUGUUUUAAAACAAUAGAUAAUAAGCAAGAACUAUCUUUUUUUUUCAUUUCAAGGGAUGGAGAGAGGAAGAGUAUGAGCGUUGAGAGGACAUUCAGUGAGAUAAAUAAAGCGGAAGAACAAUACAGCCUAUGUGAAGAACUUUGCAGUGAACUUGCUCGAGAUCUACAGAAAGAAGGACUUAAGGGUAGAACUGUUACCAUUAAGUUGAAGAAUGUGAAUUUUGAAGUAAAAACUCGUGCAUCUACAGUUUCAUCUGUUGUUUCUACUGCAGAAGAAAUAUUUGCCAUUGCUAAGGAAUUGCUAAAAACAGAAAUUGAUGCUGAUUUUCCGCAUCCCUUGAGAUUAAGACUUAUGGGUGUUCGGAUAUCUAGUUUUCCCAAUGAAGAAGACAGGAAACACCAACAAAGGAGCAUUAUUGGCUUUUUACAGGCUGGAAACCAAGCCCUGUCAGCCACUGGGUGUAUACUAGAGAAAACAGACAAAGAUCAGUUUGUAAAACCUCUAGAAAUGUCUCAUAAGAAGAGUUUCUUUGAUAAAAAACGAUCAGAAAGGAAAUGGAGUCACCAAGAUACAUUUAAAUGUGAAACCGUGAAUAAACAAAGUUUCCAGAUAUCACAACCAUUCCAAGUUUUAAAGAAGAAGAUGAGUGAGAAUUUGGAAAUAUCAGAGAAUUCAGGUAACUGUCAGAUAUUUACCUGUCCUGUUUGCUUUAGGGCACAAGGGUGCAUCAGUCUGGAAGCCUUUAAUAAACAUGUAGAUGCAUGUCUUGAUGGAUCUUCAAUCAGUGAAAACUCUAAAGUGUUCUCGUGUUCACAUGUUUCUGCUACCAGAGUUAACAAGAAAGAAAAUGUUCCUGCUUCUUCACUUUGUGAGAAGCAAGAUUAUGAAGCCCAUCCAAAAAUUAAAGAAGUGUCUUCAGUAGCUUGUGUAGCUUUAGUAGAUACUAUAGAUAACUCAUCUAAAGCAGAAAGCAUAGAUGCUUUAAGUAAUAAGCAUAUCAAGGGAGAAUGUUCUAAUCUCCCAGGCAAGUCUUUUAAUAUUGAACACUGUCAUCAGAAUUCUUCUUGCACUGUUUCGUUGGAAAACGAAGAUGUUGGAUUAUUAAGCAGACAAGAAUCCUGCGAGCCUUACUUAUGUGAAGUGAUAACAGGCCAAGCUCUAAUUUGUCCUGUUUGUAAUGUAGAACAAAAGACUUCAGAUCUAACCCUGUUCAAUGUGCAUGUGGAUGUUUGCUUAAAUAAAAGUUUUAUCCAAGAAUUAAGAAACGACAAAGUUAACCCAGUUAAUCAACCCAAAGAAAGCUCCAGAAGUACUGGUAGCUCAAGUGGAGUACAGAAGGCUGUAACAAAAACAAAAAGGCCAGGAUUGAUGACAAAGUACUCAUCAAAGAAAAUAAAACCAAACAAUCCCAAACAUACCCUUGAUAUAUUUUUUAAGUAAACAUUGAACAUUUUAUCAUUAAUUUUAAAUUGAAACUUGUUAUUUUAUAAUCAAUGAAUUUGUUCUUUCUGAUUUUAAGUUUGCAGAUUUAUUUAGUGAAGGCAAGUGCAAUAAUCCUUCCUCAGAUGAUGUUUACUUUUCUAAGAUAUAUAUAUAUUGAUUCCAUAUAUCUUUUUUAUAACCAUGAGAAUUUUACUUCCAUUAUACAUCAAUUGGAAAUUAAUCCUGUUAUGAGAUAAUUUUUAAAAGGGAAAUUAGGAAUGAGAUAAGAAGGUGGUUUUUUUUAUUUUUAUACUGAAUAUAAAAACAUAUUUGUAAGGGCUCUCAAAGAUUUACACAAACCUAUAUUAUCAUAAGAAUUUUUCAGCACUUAACUACUUUGUUGGCAUUGAUCCUAGUAUCUAAAUACUUCAUGAGCAUUCAUAAUUAAAAUUUAUCUUAAGUUCUGUGAAGAGUAUUAACAUAACUAGUACAAGUGGUUUUCUUCAGGAAAAUAAAUAUCACAGUUACUAUCUGCGUUAAAAUGUUUUUUGCCUAAAAUACAAUUUUUAAUCUGACUUUUCUUAUUUAGAAUUCCGUUAUCUUAUGAAUAAGCACUUGAAUCACUUUUUAAAAUAUUUAGUCUAAGAUGAUUCAAAGUAGUUUUAUUUUAAUACAGGACCUUUAAAUGGCAGUAUUUCAUUUCUUGUCAAUUAUGUUGGUACUCUCCACAAAUCUAUAAAGAAGGAUGAAUUGUACAGUCAUUUUUUAAUAAUCGUCAAGAGAAAAUGUGUAAUUCAAAAGAUUAAUGUGUAUUAAAACACAUUACAUAUCUUAGUUACAUUUCUAUCAACAUUUUUAUUAAUAUUUGUGAAAGAAGAGAGCUUAAUAGUAGUUAGCUUAAGUAGUUUCUCCAAAUACUUUUGUGCUAUCUAUGAGUUCUUCUCAAAAAAUAAUUAUUUAGGCCAGGCACAAUGGCUCAUACCUGUAAGGACAGCACUUUGGGAGGCUGAGGUGGGCAGAUCACUUGAGGUCAGGAGUUUGAGACCAGCCUGGCCAACAUGAUAAGACCCUAUCUCUACUAAAAUGCAAAAAUUAGCCAGGCGUGGUGGCACAUGCCUGUAAUCCCAGCUACUCAGAUGGCUGAGGCAGGAGAACCUCUUGAACCUGGGAGGUCGAGGCUGCAGUCAGCCAAGAUCUUGCCACUACACUGCAGCCUGGAUGAAGAGCGAGACCCUGUCUCAGUAAUAUAAUAAUAGUUAUUAUUACUAUUUAAUUGUAACAUGAAGUUGGAAGCCAUUUUAUGUUACUUCUUUAAGGAGCUAAAUCUUUUGUUCUCUUAUAUUUUUGUUUUCUCUCCUCUUGCUUUUCAUAUUUUAGCUUAUGAUCUAAAUAUAUAUUUUAUAUAUUAUAAUAUUUUAGGAAUAGCUUAAUUAAGAACUCAUAGACUUUGGCAAAGUGGUAACUGAACUUUUAAUUACUAGAUUGUUUAAAUUAGGCUUAAUGCCUGUUAGCAUGCCAAUCCAAUCCCAUGACUGAUGUUAUUAUACACUGUGGCAAAUACAAAGUUGUAGUGUUAUGGUUCUUGAUCGUGUGAUUUACUUAUGUAAAUUCUGUACAAAUUUAAGUUCAAUGAAAUAUUUAAUGUACUGAAAGGUAAAUAAUACCAUAUUGAAUUAUUUUCUGUCUUGCCUUAAGUUUAUUUUUAUUAUCUUCAAUAUUAGAUUAAAUGCUAAAUUAUUUUCAUUUAAGGAUUUAUUUAGUUGAAUGUUAAUCAUUUAGUAAUAUUUAAUAAUCAUUUGAAAUCAAAUUUAAAACUUUUAUAGAUCUAAUAGAGAUGGUUUCCUUACUUUUCCACUCUUCCUCCCUCUUAUGCCUUCAUUUUUAUUUUCUCUGCCCAGAAUUUUCUUCACAUUCCUUACUACCUGUUUUGUCUAUUAUAUCCAACCCAUUUUCUUUUUAUUAUAAUUUUGAUUUGGGGCAUUUGAAGAAAAUACAGCAAAACUACAAGGACUGGUAAUAAGCAUGCAUAAUUUUACCUACUUAGUGAACCUAAUAUAAACCUAAUAUAAAGAACCACCAUAUUUGCAAUAUAUAUAACUGGUGGAAAACUAGUGUCCAGAGUAUAUAAAUGAUCCCUAUGAAUCAGUAAGAAAAAGACAGUCAAUAGAAAUUUGUACAAAAGACUUUAUAUGGCAUUUCAAAUGAAAGGAAAUCCAGAUGACCAAGAAACAUGAAAAUAUUCCCAGCCAUAUUAAUAUUUGGGAAGUAAAAAAUAAAACUACAAGGAGGUAUCAUUACAUCUCUACCUUAUUUACAAAAAUGAAAUGAUCUAAUGAUACUAAAUUUUGGUGAUGAUGUCAGCUCUUACAUUGAAAACAAUCACUGGAAAGAUUUGUCCUUCAGUAAAUUUAAAGAUAAAUGUGCUCAAAACCCAGCAAUUGCACUCUGAAGUGUACAUCUUUGCAGGCUGUCUUUCAUUACAGUUAUUUUUUUCCCUGUCAGGACCCUAACUAAUACAAUGCCUUGGGAAAACUACUGAACAUGUAUCCUAGAAAGCAUGUACAAGAAAGUUCUGCCCAGUCAGGAAGGUGGCCUAGAAAAAAAUUUUUUAGUGUUCAUAGCAGCACUGCAAUAUCCAAAAGUUAGAAAUGAACCAAUUAUUCAGCAAUGGUAGAAUGGUUAAAUUCUACCGUGGCAUUUGUGUUGAAACAAUAGAAUUCUACACAAUGGUGAAAAUGAAGGAAAUAGCUAACCACAACAUGGAUGAA